UCCAGGGAUUGGUUUCAGGGCUAAGCUGCCAUGAGUCUCGGGAGCCGCGGGCGGCCCCGACAGCGACCCGGGGAUCGGGGCCUCAUGCAGUCACCCUCUCUUUCCAAGCGCCGCCUGAUACCGCGAGUGCGGCUCCUGCCUCUGCUGCUGUUUGCGCUGGCCCUGGGCUUGGCUUUCUACAUCGUCUGGAACGGCUGGCACCCUGGGGUUCAGGAGCUGUCACGGAACCGGGAUCUGCGGGCCGCGCUGAUUGGAAGCCUUCCAGAAGCCAAGCUGCGGAGGGUGGUAGGGCAGCUGGAUCCGCAGCGUCUCUGGGGAACUUUCCUGCGUCCCCUGUUGGUUGUGCGACCCCCGGGUAGUCCUGGCAAUCUCCAAGUGAGAAAGUUCCUAGAGGCCACGUUGCGAUCCCUGUCAGCAGGCUGGCAUGUGGAACUGGACCCUUUCACAGCUUCAACACCCUUGGGGCCACUGGACUUCGGGAACGUGGUGGCCACGCUUGACCCGGGAGCUGCCCGGCACCUCACCCUUGCCUGCCAUUAUGACUCUAAGUUCUUCCCUCCUGGGUCGCCCCCCUUUGUGGGGGCCACAGAUUCAGCUGUUCCCUGUGCCCUGCUUCUGGAGCUAGUCCAGGCCUUCGAUGUGAUGCUGAGCAGAGUCAAGCAGCAGGCAGCACCGGUGACCCUACAGCUGCUCUUCUUGGAUGGGGAGGAGGCACUGAAGGAGUGGGGACCACGGGACUCCCUUUAUGGUUCCCGGCACUUAGCUCAGAUCAUGGAGUCUAUACCACACAGCCCUGGCCCCACUAGGAUCCAGGCUAUUGAACUCUUUGUCCUUCUUGAUCUUCUGGGAGCGCCCAGUCCAAUCUUCUUCAGCCACUUCCCCCGCACAGCCCGCUGGUUCCAACGACUAAGGAGCAUUGAGAAGCGCCUUCACCGUCUGAACCUGCUGCAGUCUCAUCCACAGGAAGUGAUGUACUUCCAACCGGGAGAGCCCCCUGGCCCUGUGGAAGAUGACCACAUCCCCUUCCUCCGCAGAGGGGUCCCCGUGCUCCACCUCAUCGCCACGCCCUUCCCUGCUGUGUGGCACACACCUGCUGACACCGAGGCCAACCUUCACCCGCCCACUGUGCACAACCUGAGCCGCAUCCUCGCCGUGUUCCUGGCUGAGUACCUGGGACUCUAGCCUGCAGACUGAUACCUUGGAAGGAUCUUAUACCGAGCUGGGGACAUGACAGGGGCACCUUGAGUAGUGCAGGGUAGCCAGGCUCACCUCAGGUGUCUGCUACAACCAUCUCAAGUUACUGCAUUUCAAGGACAUGCUAGGAACACUGAGGGUAUGAGACUGUCAAAGGAACAGUUUUGGCUUCUGACCUGAAGUAAAUGGACUUGUCUGAAAGUUCCCAGGGACCAAAUGUGUCAUGGGCUGGCACCUGGACCAGCACCACCAACCAAAUGAAUCCUGUGUGGCUAAUGUUUUAUGUCAGUUCAUUAGUCAGAAUGGCAGCCUUGCUACUGCAUGGACCCAGUUCUGUUCUGACUCUCACAUGGGCAUGGGCCUGAGGACAGCAAUGAAGACUCAUGGGACUGAGCUUAGAGCUCCACGUUCUGCUUGACCCAGGGAUUAAGGGGGAAGAAAGGCCACAGUUUCCACUGGGAAAUGACAUUCAAUGAGUUUCCUCACUCAGAAGGUGAGAUCUUCCUGGCUUAGAAUGAAGUGGUUCUCGAAGUAUCUCACAUUGGAACCCCUUUAUGAGGAGGUAUUUCAAAUGAAGUUGCCUCAGAUGAUAUUUUGGGAAGACUGGGUUUGAGACUGGGAAUGGAUUGAACAGACUACACCCCCUAAAUCCAGUCAACCCCAGAGCACCAUUUCCUUUUGUAGAAUAAGCUUGCCAUAGAUCUGCCUGCCUCCACCUCCACUGGGAUUAAAAGUACAAGUCACCAUAUCCAGCACUAUUUUUAAGAAAAGAUCUAACUGUAUAGCUCUGACUUCCCUGGAACUGUGCAGUCCUGAGUGCUAGUAUAACAGGUUUGUUUCUUCCUCGCUCUAGCCAGUCAAGAGUGGUUUACCAAGUCCAUGUAAAUAAACAGGCUUCCAAGACCCCCCCAAACCCGAUGAACCAGCACCAAUCGGAAUAACCAGAGUGUGUGUCUGGGAGUUCACUCACCUUUAAUCCCACCACUCAGGAGGCAGGGACAGCUGGACCUCUGAGUUCAAGCCAGCCCUAUCUACAGAAAAACCCAAAAUACAGAAAUGUAAUAAACGUUUGUGGGAAUCUCA
This is a messenger RNA of Microtus oregoni (creeping vole), 2277 nucleotides long. RefSeq names its product glutaminyl-peptide cyclotransferase like (gene Qpctl). The transcript is spliced from 7 exons. The record is from RefSeq and is a predicted model, not a curated record. Gene Ontology annotation, molecular function: glutaminyl-peptide cyclotransferase activity; zinc ion binding. NCBI's taxonomy places the organism in Eukaryota, Metazoa, Chordata, Mammalia, Rodentia, Cricetidae. The coding region runs from base 31 to 1182 and encodes 383 amino acids.